Gloeophyllum trabeum ATCC 11539 is the source of this 1155-nucleotide messenger RNA. RefSeq lists its product as uncharacterized. Gene Ontology annotation, molecular function: sequence-specific DNA binding; zinc ion binding. NCBI's taxonomy places the organism in Eukaryota, Fungi, Basidiomycota, Agaricomycetes, Gloeophyllales, Gloeophyllaceae. The record is from RefSeq and is a predicted model, not a curated record. The transcript is spliced from 5 exons. The coding region runs from base 1 to 984 and encodes 327 amino acids. Gene Ontology annotation, biological process: regulation of DNA-templated transcription.
AUGUCCAGUACUGCCAUUGCAGGCCCGUCAGCGACGCAGCUAGGCAACACAGGGAGCCAGAAGCAAGCGUUCGAAUUUACGAGGCGGAAACGCUGGGCCGACUUGCUCAUCACGGAGCUCUCGGAUGCAGUAAUCUUGAUUCUCUCGCCGGCUUGUAAAAUCUGGUUCUGCGGAAACGCUGUCUCGGAGUUGCUCGGGUGGAGAGAUGAGGAACUGAUAGACCAGGAUUUCACGGAUGUUAUGAAUGGAGACGACCAGAUAAAGUUCCUGAACGCGUUCAGUGAUUCAUGCCGGACCAGGACAGAGCUGCUGUGCUACGUCCGUUUGAAGUGCAAGAAUGAGUUCUCACAGGACGCGCGGGACUACAGCACCAGCCCCAAGGAGGUUCUGUUCGAAUUUAAGGGCUAUCCCCACUUCGUCCAGGACGAGAUGGAAUGCAAGUGCUUCUUCGCGAUGGCGAGACCAUAUCCCAGUCGCAACACGGCCAUGCUCAAUACAUUUCUUGAAUUGAAAGUGGAGAACGAGCGCCUCCAUCAGCGGCUCAACGAGCUUCAACAACACGUAGCACAGAAAGCCGUCAUUUCCGCAGGCGGUCAAUUACCGUCAGACCACACGGGAGGUUAUCCGGGAUACAGCAACCCCAUGCCCAUGCCGCUUUCGAUGCCUAUGACGUUGAACCCACCAGUGCCCGAGAGUUACUAUCGCUCAGCCGGGAACAGCGCUUCCUACGAGAGCGGCACGUUCACUAAUCUCCGCUCUUCGCAGCUCAAGAAGAAUCAUCUCGGUGAUCAGCACGUUUGUGUUACUUGCGGGCGGACAGAUUCGCCGGAAUGGCGGAAGGGGCCCCAAGGACCGAAGACACUCUGUAAUGCGUGCGGCCUACGCUGGGCAAAGCAACAGCGCAAGUUCGAUGCGGAUCUUGCGGAAAACAGUGGCGAUCCGACGUUGGGCGUGGGUUCUUCAGGACAGGUACAGUCGUACUGAUUCGGCAUAUGUUUUCAUUUUUUUCUUGUCGUCGACCAUUGUUAUAUGGGCAUGUCGGCGAGCGAGCACACAUUGGCCAUGCUGCCGCUCUUACAGGCUACUGCAUGCAGAUAUAAAGGUUGUCCAUGCUAUAACUGCAAUAUACCUAUCAUAGUAUUUCUUAAAGUCGUG